Teleopsis dalmanni is the source of this 1795-nucleotide messenger RNA. RefSeq names its product sorting nexin-32 (gene Snx6). The record is from RefSeq and is a predicted model, not a curated record. Gene Ontology annotation, molecular function: phosphatidylinositol binding. The transcript has 8 exons. The coding region runs from base 261 to 1619 and encodes 452 amino acids. Lineage: Eukaryota; Metazoa; Arthropoda; Insecta; Diptera; Diopsidae. Gene Ontology annotation, biological process: phagosome-lysosome fusion involved in apoptotic cell clearance.
CAGCGAAUGUCGGUAGAAUAAGCAAUCACCGAUUAACCUGAUUUUCUUUAUUUAAAAGUAAAUUACUAAAAAUUCCUAAACAAGAAAGGAUCGUGCUAAUAGUUUUUCUAUAUAUUUAUGUUCCUUUAAGUAAAUUUAAUUAAAAAGUGUGUAUUUUUUACAAAUAACUAAACGCUCUGCCUACCAAUUGUUAGGCGGAAUAAGAAAUUUGUAGAUUUACGACUUAUUUAAGUAAGACAAAACUAACAAAAAUUUAAAUUAUGGAUGGCACAGAUGAAUCGAAUGUUAUUGAAACAACUAAAAAUGAACCAUCUUUGCCUGGUAGCGAUAUCGGUGUUGGUCUGAGUCCGAAUAUUGCCGAUAUUGCUUCACCCUCCACAGCAGCAGGCUUAACUAAUAACGGUAGCGGCACAGCCACAUCGGAAUCAUCAUCAUCAGUAAUCACACCUGCUGCAAUGACUGAUAAUACUUUACAUGUGGAGAUCUCAGACGCUUUGAGCGAGAAGGACAAAGUCAAAUUUACAGUACACACACGUACCACUUUGCCUGGUUUCGCGAAGCAAGACAACAAUGUUGUGCGACAGCAUGAGGAAUUCGUUUGGUUACAUGAUCGCUUUGAAGAGAAUGAAGAUUAUGCUGGUUACAUAAUUCCACCUUGCCCUCCAAGGCCAAACUUUGAUGCAUCUCGCGAAAAACUACAACGCCUCGGCGAAGGUGAGGGUAAUAUGACGAAGGAAGAAUUCAAGAAAAUGAAAUCCGAGUUGGAAGCUGAAUACUUAGCCACCUUUAAGAAAACAGUAGCUAUGCAUGAAGUAUUUUUACGGCGCUUAGCAAAUCAUCCUGUUUUUCGAGUUGAUCAGCAUUUAAAAGUAUUUCUUGAGUACAAUCAGGACUUGUGCGCAAAACCACGAAAGAAAAUGGCUAUAUUUGGCGGUUUUGUAAAAUCUUUAGGCAAGACCACCGAUGAAAUAUUGUUUGGCGCUAUUGUACGUGAUGUCAAUGACUUCUUUGAAAAUGAAUUACAAUUUCUCACCGAGUAUCAUGGACAUUUACGUGAAGCAGCGUUACGUACAGAAAAGAUGACACAACGUCACAAGGAUGUGGGUGAAUGUCAUCAAAAAAUUUCAAAUGCAUUGAUGCAAUUAUCAACAGCGGAAAAGGGUAGUAUGGAAACAUUUUGUGCUAAAAGUGCAGAAAUUUUUGAAAAAAUCAAGAAUUUGGAGGCACGUGUGGCAAGUGAUCAGGAUUUGAAACUUGGUGAUACGUUACGUUAUUACCAACGCGACAGCGAUGCAGCUAAAGCGUUACUUAUACGUCGCUUGCGUUGUUUGUCAUCUUAUGAGACUGCAAAUCGUAAUUUAGAAAAAGUACGCGCUAAGAACAAAGAUGUGCAUGCGCCUUUGGAAGUGCAAGAGGCUGAAGCUGCACAAGCCGAAGCUUGCGAGAAAUUCGAAUCAAUGUCAGCUUGCGGUAAGGAGGAAUUAGUUAGUUUUCGUAAUCGUCGUGUACAAGCAUUUAAAAAGGGGUUAAUUGAAUUAGCUGAUCUUGAAAUAAAACAUGCCAAAACUCAAUAUGAGUAUAUGCGUCAAUCAUUGCUAGCUCUCAAGGAAAUCGCAUAAAAUGUUUUUAACGUUAUUUUUUUUUUUUUAAAUCAAUCAUUAAUGUUAAAAAUUUUGUUUAAAUAUCUGAUAUAGAUCUUGAAUCAACUGAUCAAAAGCAAAAAAAAUAGUUAAAUGCGUUCAAAAAUCUCGUUAUCUUACAUUAUAAUUUAAAUUGUAUAUAUAAAAAAGCAAAA